AACACGCACAAAAAUAUAUACAAACACGGAGAGAGGUAGAGAGAUAAAAGAAGAGAGAGAACAAGAACAACCACCAGCCUUGCUGUUUUCUCCUAAAUUUAUUAAAUUUUCAUUCUUCUCCCUCCUUUAAUCUAAUAAAUCCCCUUCUUCUUGAAUCUUUCCGCAAUUUAAUCAACCCCAUGUCGAAUUCCACACCGAUUCCGUUGUCUUUCUUUAUAAUCUGCGCCUUCUCGUCGCUUAUAGGUGCGUCGGCGUUGUCGCCAUCUCGGCCAGCUACGUGCCCUCUUCAAUCCAAGAUGUUUGUGUACAAUUUAAGGGCUCAAUCCCCUCUCUCGUUUGUGCCAACCCCACCUCUCCAGGUGGGUGGUGACUUCCUUGAGAAGGCGCUGAAUUCAAAAGAUGCAAAUAUGUACACUUCUGUACUAUUUUAUGCUUCCUGGUGUCCGUUCUCCAACGAUGUGCUGCAAAAAUUCGAGACAUUGAGUUCCAUGUUUCCUCAAAUGACCCAUUUGGCAGUUGAGGAAUCCCUAGUUAUGCCAAGCAUACUUUCUAGAUAUGGGAUACAUAGUUUCCCCACAAUUUUAAUUGUGAAGCAGACAUCUAAAACGCGGUUUCAUGGAACAAAAGAUUUCAACUCGCUUUUAGGAUUCUAUUGGAAAACAACAGGAAUUUUGCCGGUACAGUAUCUUGCUGCGGAUCAACCUGUUGCGAGUUUGGAACGCAAUAAAGAAUUUAUCAUGCAAUCAUGGGUUGGUUUAUCACCAACUGAGAUUCUAAGAAAGGAACCAUACUUGGUAUUGUCACUAUUGUUUCUCUGUUUAGUAGGCUUUACAUAUGCAUUCCCAAUAGUUUUGUCACAGUUCAAAGCUUUGUGGGUGUCUUAUGGGCCACACUUGAAUUUGGAAAUAUUUGGAGAGACAAGCCAGAUCCUGGGGCGGAUCCUUCAGAUAAUUAAUGUGAACAGGAUUUGGACCAAGUUAAAACUAUGCAAAACCAGAAACUUCCUUCACGGUGCAAAAAACGCCCGUGUGUGGGCUUCUUCCCUUGCUUCAGUCUCCUUGGGGAAAACAGCUUCAUGCAGAUCCUCUUCCUAAGAUGGAUAGAUAACAUGGUUUUGAUAGAAGGGUCGAGUAUCAUGCAAGAAUGUUAGAAAGAAAAAAAAAAAAGAGUACGAACAGCACACUAUCACACUCUUCUGUCCUUCCCUCCUCCGUGGAUUAGCCGUUUUCUUUAAUUUACUUUUUUGUCUUCUUUAUAAUUAUUCGACUAAGUUUGCAUGAUUCUGUCAAACCCUAAGUUAUCUUGAUGGUAGACAUGUCUGUUGUGUUUGAGUUGUGGCUGGGGGACAGCAUAGAAGAAACUUUGUAAAUGUAGACCAGGUACCUGUUUUUGUAUAUUAUCCGAUACAGAGCUACCCUUGUAUAAUUCCAUUAAUUAUUGGAGAUCUUUAAGUUUUACUACAA
Molecule: messenger RNA, 1463 nt
Organism: Daucus carota subsp. sativus
Lineage: Eukaryota; Viridiplantae; Streptophyta; Magnoliopsida; Apiales; Apiaceae
Product: 5'-adenylylsulfate reductase-like 5
Exons: 4
Coding region: 180-1094 (304 amino acids)
Source: RefSeq, a predicted model, not a curated record